Messenger RNA from Lactuca virosa, 605 nucleotides. The record is from the annotation of a GenBank genome assembly. Lineage: Eukaryota; Viridiplantae; Streptophyta; Magnoliopsida; Asterales; Asteraceae.
UACUGGGGUCAGAUUGCGUGGAUUUGUUGAUGAUUGAAUGCUUUUAAAACUGUCUUUCUUCCCCACUUUUCACAUCUUCUUCUUCUUCUCUUCUUCAAUCCAACGUUCUAAGAGAAAUGGGCCGAUUGUUCUUAGUAACCUUGGAGGGGAAGAUUUACAGUUGUAAGCACUGCAAAACCCAACUUGCUCUUUGCGACGACAUUGUUUCCAAGUCCUUCCAUUGCAGACAUGGGAAAGCUUAUCUCUUCAGUAAGGUAGUAAAUGUGACAGUUGGGGUAAAUGAAGAUAGAAUGAUGAUGACAGGAUUACACACAGUUGCUGACAUUUUCUGUGUGAAAUGUGGAUCAAUCGUCGGAUGGACAUAUGAAACUGCUCAUGAAAAGAAUCAAAAGUACAAGGAGGGAAAAUCGGUUUUGGAGAGGUUUAAGCUUUCUGGGCCAGAUGGAAGCAAUUAUUGGCUUCCUCCCAACCUCAGUUUUCCAUCUCUUUCUUUUUGUAGUCCACGACCACCCAUUCCGCCUCCUAUCACCCGUGACACCUAUGCCAAAACCACCAUUGACACUCCCUCCUCCAUGGAUCUCCUCUACUCCACUUACCAACUCUGA